Messenger RNA from Rubroshorea leprosula, 1532 nucleotides. The record is from the annotation of a GenBank genome assembly. Lineage: Eukaryota; Viridiplantae; Streptophyta; Magnoliopsida; Malvales; Dipterocarpaceae.
AGACGGUGGGUUAGAACAAGACGUUGGGGUUUUCGGAGAGAAAAAAUGGCGAGGGAAAUGGAGGAAUUGAGUGAAGAAGAAAGGAGGGCACUGCGAGGAAGCAAAUUCGCUCCUUUGCCGUCUCUGCCGCGGCCGGCCCGUUCCCAACCCAGGUUGGCUCAUCCAGGUGGGCCUUUGACCACCAACAAAGCGGCGGCGCUCGCCAAGUUCCUCGAACGGAAACUUCAAGACCCCAAUGGCUUGUCCACCAUUAAUCCCGAUCUUCUGGAAUUAGCAGUCCAAAAUGCCAAAGCCACCGUCACUGCAAUCUGAUUUAAAUACGAAAUACGCUUCAAGAUUAUGACUUUGUUAUUAUGUUAACAAGAGAAAAAAUUUUAUAGCAUUGCUUUUUUGGAUGCUAGUCCAAACUUAAUUUAAGUUGAUCAGUCCUUUGGUUGAAUUGUGGCUUAUGUAGGUUACUACUUCGAAUAGAGCAAUUUAAGAGAAGCUUAUUGUAUGUCAUUUUGAAACACUGACUUAAAAUUUGGGGGUUUAUGUUUGGUAUGGGCAUCGGCUUAUUGUAAGUUACAAUCAUUAGGUGUCUGAUUGUCAGCCUAUCUUUACUAAUGAAAUGAUCCCUAUACGAGCCCGUGUGAAUAAAUAAUUGAUGCCCUCUUAUGCCUUUGGACUAUGGUCCUUCAAAAGUUUGAUGUUUAUUGAUGGUUUGUUACUUCAAUUGCUUUCUAAGAGUCUAUCCGCUGUUUCAAUGAUCUCUGUGGAUUCAUCCUUUGCUGAUGGUUUGCCUAAGAUGAGAUUUUAAUUUUGUUUAUCUUUUGAGGGAGCAUGUGCUUGAAAUCAUCUUUCUUGGUUGAUUAGGGAAUUUUCACUUGAUUUGUUCACUGUUUGUGUUUAAGUUGUUUUGGCCCUUUGUGCCUACUUAACAUGAUUUAGCUUGUAAUAAAGAACUCAUCAACUGGAAUUAUUUCCGAUUUUCUUCUUUUUAUUUAUUUUUUAACAGGUGCUGCUUCAGAUUCAGGAAGAACAGUUCGGCAUGUAGACUCUUUUCCUGAUUCUGAGGAUUCCUUGGGAGAAGAUAAAGUAGAAUUUUCCAAACCAAAAAAACACAAGAAGAAGAAGAAGAAGAAAAACAAAAAACAAAAGGUAGUCGUGGAUCAUGACUCUACAACAUUAAACAGGCCUAAGAAGAAGGUCAAGUUGUGAUUCAGGUUAAUUCCUACACUCCAGGUAUCAUGAAAAGAAAUUGUUGCAGCCUUUGGAGCCCAGACGUCGCUAAAACAUAAGACGAGGAUAGAAUCACCAAAAACGCAACUGGUGAAAUAGUAUCAGUUUUUAGACCACUGAUUUCGAAAGGAUGUUGUUAGGAUAAUUUGUUCUCGGUACAAAUAAGUAGUUAUUUAUUACAAGUUCUGCGGAUGGACAGUGGUUAUUUUUCUUGGCAAAUAUUAGUUGUGAGUGAAAUUUAACAGGGACUGGUCGUGACUCACAAGGAUCUCUUGUAAUCGAACAUCAUUUUAUCAAGAACAACAUUCUGU